Paramisgurnus dabryanus is the source of this 5803-nucleotide messenger RNA. Lineage: Eukaryota; Metazoa; Chordata; Actinopteri; Cypriniformes; Cobitidae. The record is from RefSeq and is a predicted model, not a curated record.
AAAAUCCGCAGGACCGCUUCCAGAGUGAAGACGUGCAGAAGAUAACGAGACGGAUUAGGGUGAACAUCAGCGAUGAUGGCGGACCCGCUUCGUUCGGCAAGGAGCACCAGCACGACGGAGGACACGUCUCUUGUCCUCCCGUCCGACAAAAGUCGUUGCACCGGGCAGCAGCGAGUCAUGCAGCAGGUGAACAGCAUCAAGAGGAGCAAGUCAAAAAUAGUCAGAAAUGACUCCAGUCAGUCACCAACAUCUCAGUCACCUGCGACGGAAUAUAGUGAGCCUAAAUUCCAGUUUUCCCCGACAAAAAUGAACGGCUCUCUCUUCAGAAAGAGCUCGACCAACAUGAGCAGACGCCAGAGCAGAAUGAAUGGCUAUAGCGAAUCUGUGCGCAAAACCGCGAGAAGACAGAUCCAGAGCACCAGCCAGUUUGAAUCUCAAAUGCAAAUGGAGACACCAUUCAAUGGCAUAAAGCCCAGUGGCAGUGAUCCCACCUUAAAUCACGCAGCCCCCGUAAUGACCCAGAGGGGCAACCUAUCACGUGCCGCAACCUAUCAUGUGAAAUCUUCCGGCUCAUCACAUUCGUUGACAAAACCCAGGAGCAAAUCAGAAGCGUUGAGUACAAAUGAUCUCACAGCAGCUUUUGCUGGCAUCACUCUGAAGGAAGCGGUGGAUUACCUCAAACGAUCAGACGACAGAUAUCAGCUGUGUGGCGCAUCAUACAUACAGCAUCACACCUUUGCAGAGGACAUUACCAAAAAUGAGGUUUGGCGCUUGGGAGGGAUUCCUGUUCUCAUUCAGCUUUUGAAAACUGACAAUACUCAGCUGCAACAGACGGCGGCUGCUGCACUACGUAACGUGGUCUUUAAGGACAUAAGGAACAAGCGCCAGGUGGAGAGUUGUGGAGGAUUAGAAGUCAUUAGGAAUGUGCUUGCAUCCAGUAACGACACGGAAACCCAGAAACACCUCACUGGUUUGUUGUGGAAUCUGUCCUCGGCUAAUGAUCUGAAGCCAAAGCUCGUUAAAAGUGUCCUGCCCCAGCUCACAGAAAGCAUUGUGGUCCCAUACAGCGGGUGGCCUGUCAGCAACACCGACAGCACUGACAAGCAUAUCGAGCCUGAGGUUUUCGAAAACACCACCGGCUGUAUAAGAAACCUUAGCAGCGCGUCUGAGGAAGAAAGGAUAGCGAUGAGAAACUGCCCAGGCCUGAUCGACUCUCUCAUGACAUACGUUAAGUCCCAGGUGGAAAGAUACGAACAUGACGACAAGACGUUGGAAAACUGUGUCUGUGUACUUCAUAACUUAAGCUUCCAUCUGGAGACGGAGGCUCCGGAGUCUUUUUCUAUCCCAGAUGAAUCCCCACAAGACACAAGCAAACAGAGCUUAUUCAGCCCCAAGAACUCCAAGAUUCAAAAGGACAUUUCAUUUCCAUCAAUGGAUAAGAAGGAGCCUAAGGGUGUGAGUUGGCUGUACCAUAAAAAGUCACUGCAACUGUACCUGACUCUGCUGAGCUACAGUACGAAGGAAGCCACACUGGAGGCGUGCUGUGGAGCUCUACAAAACCUCACUGCUUCCAAGAACACUGUGUCCACUCUGAUGAGUAAGACCAUUGUUGAAAAGUUGAAUGGCUUGCCUUUCAUCUCUCCACUGCUGAAUUCGGCAAACCCCUCCCUGCAGAGAACGGCAGUGUCCUUGGUGGGAAACAUGUCCCGGGUGUCAGAACUGCGGGGUGCUUUGGCCAAGGAAGUUCUCCCACACCUCUCAUCGCUCCUCUGUUCUGUCGACUCCAAAACGGACGAUUCUGACUACACCAUCAGCUCAGCGUGUCGUGUGAUGCACACACUCAUGUUGUCCAAGCCCGAGCUCAGCAAAAAGGUGCUGACCAAAGAUCUGAUAGACUCUCUGAGCGAUCUGAGUAGAAACAUGACAUUCACAGAUGGAAGAAGAGCUGCCGGAGUUCUUCUGUAUAGUAUGUGGGGCGAAAAAGACAUUCACAAUAUGCUAAAAAAGCAAGGGAUGAACAAGUACACGUUUAUAAACGAAGUCACGGCUGCAUCAUACAAAAUAGUAACAUGCAAUAUUCCCCGCUGAUCGACAUGUUGUUUUGCAGAUAUGGUCUCUGUGAAGCAACAAAGAGAACAGCAGUUUGAAUUGCCUACAUAUACUGUUGGGUAUAUUUGCUUCUUGCUAGCAAAAUCCUUUUAGCGCCUAAUGUGCACGUUUACCAUGGGAAACAGUUUGUACACUUUGGCCUGCCAAACUUGCACUUCUGGUCUUGCAGAAUAGUAAUUCCUGUCAUAUUUUUGUAUUGCUUUUCUACGCUGCUUUUUUUUAGCAAUAUUGAAACUUUCUCGAAUGCCUUAUAUUAAGAUACAUGCUGAUCCAAGAGUGUUUCUUCAUGCAGUAACGGUACAUUCACACGGGGCGAAAGCAUUAACGCUUGACAGAAGGCUUGUCUGAAGCGUGGACAACAGCCAAUCACAGUGGCCGCAACACAUGCUCUGGUCUUCCAUAAACGUAAUUGACUUGCUCUGCCUAGGUUGCCGCUUGAAAAGUUGAGAAAUUUUCAACUUCUACCGCGAGCAACGGUACUGACGCAGCGCCGACAGAUCCACAAUUCAUUUCGGCAACGCAUGACGUCAACCAUUAAAAGUGAAUGGCAAGCGUUAACGCUUAUGCCCUGUGUGAAUGCGCCGUAAGGCCUGUGUGAUUGUCAGUAUCUAAAUGUUCCUUUAUGUAACAGUAUUUGAGCACUUGAAUGUCUGCUAAAUGCCUAAAUGUUAGGGCUGCAACUAACAAUUAUUUUCAUAAUCGAUUAAUCGGCUGAUUUUUUUUUUUUGAUUAAUCGACUAAUCGGAUAAACAAAUGGUACUCAAUUAGAUUUUUUCACUUAUUAUAGCUAAAUUAGGCACUAAAUUAGGGUUUUCACCUGUAAAAGUUAACCAUUCAGGACCUUGAUGUAGUAGUGACGUGAUUACAGGAAGUGAGCGGAGUCUCAGCAGAGUCGCAGAAGCCCCUCCCAUGACGUGAAUUUCCGCAUGAAUGUCUUUUACUCACGCAUGAAGUGAAUAAACUCAAAUGUUCAAGCGUCCAACUACGCGCAUAUAGCGCGUUUUUGCCGCCUCUACCGUGGCUGGUGUAAACGCAGCAUAAUAAAAACCUUGAUUUCCCCCUUACUUUAAAGCAGAUGCUUAGUUUGUCAUUCAGUAAAAUUUUUAUAAAAACCCUACGACAAUUAAACGAAUAGAAACUCUCUUAGAUUAAAGGAUGAAAUUAAACCUUUAUUAGCCAGAGUUUAUUUGCGCUUUAGCUUCUGACAUUGUCCUGUCCGGGUUGCCAGAUCCGCAUUACAAAACCAUUCAAAAUUUGUCUAAAAGCAUCCCAAUGACUUUUCACAACCCCAAUAUCAACAACUAAUGGACCAGAUCCUUCCAUCUCUAACCCGCAGUUUAAAAGAAACCCAAUUCUGAACUACGCCGAAAGGCCAACGCCGUCUUGCUUUUAAAACAAGCUGGUUGCGCGGAUAAGAAGAAGCGGUUGAUAAACGUGCAGCUCGUGUUGUAUGAAAAAAACGUGCCUGAGUUUCGAGCGUGCAGCUUUCCCUGUAUGAAGAAACAGCGCCUGACUUUAAUUAUAAGCACACAGUUUGCGCUCUAUAAAGCAGACGCCCGUCAGCGCUGUCCGACGGUGGUGUGACGUCAAAGGCCAACUAAUCAAUAAGAAAAAAAGUUGUUGCAGCCCUGGAUUAUACUCUCUAUAAAGAUGAAUCAUUUUUCCCUCAUCAUGUUAGGGCUUUGUUUUCAUGCUGGGUGCAUUAUGGAAUAUCAUUGUAUCCAUGUAUUAUGUAAUUGUAUACAAAUUAUUUUCCAUUUCUAUUCAGCAUUUUACAUGCAUUUCUUCUGCAGAACACAAAAUCUAUUUUGAUAAGUGCCUUUGCAAUCACUGUAUGUAUUAUGUAUUGCAAUACUUAAAUGACUGUAUUACUUCAGAAGAUUUGAAACAUGGGUUAAGUUUCCUUUUUGGAGCUUGAAUGUUUAAACCUUUAUUGAAUUGACAAAACGGCUAAAACAUAUCAGAAUUUUAUCGUUCAGACUGCCAGGGACUUUCCCACUUCCUGUGAAAUGAAUGAGAUCAUGUCGCUCUGCCACUACUAGUCACUGGCAGUCUGAACAAAAGUAAAAACAUUUGUUACAUUUGAUUUUUUUCCUGUUGUUUAUUUUUUAAUAAGCAAUAUUUUGAUGUAACACAUUUUUUAUGGUUUCUUGUUCAAACACAAUUGCAAUGCAUUAUACUGACUUGUGUAGGUGAUUCAAGGUACUGUACAUAACUAGAUCUUUUCUUUUAGAAAGUACUCGGUUAAGUAGCUUUAAAACAGCAGGUGCUUCAUGCAUUAAGUGCAUGCUCAGUUGACUUCAGAUAAAUGAAAGUUUAUUGAAUGCAUAACUGAACCUACGCAGAGGAUUGACUUCCACUUAUGACUGGAUGAGGAGAGGGUAAAUGUUGAAACUGGGUGUUAUUGUGUGUGUUUUGAGCAAGAUGAACGUGUUAGUGUUUACCCUUCUGUUACAAUGAAACAUAAUACAAUUCUCAAAUUCAAAAUAAGUGUUCGAAGUGUCAUGUGUGCUUGUGUUUUCAAAAUAUGUGAUCUGCGUGUCGAGUGAUCUUGUGUGCAUCAAGUGUUUUGUCAAAAUAAGUGCCUGCUGCACACGCGUCUAAAAGGUUUAUGAUAAAAGAGACGCUCACAUUCACAAAAUAAAAUCUGAUUAAGCAUGAAAUUAUGAGAGUAUCUGGCAAACGCGAGCGUCUCUUUUAUCAUAAACCCUUUAGACGCGUCUGCAGCAGGCACUUAUUUUGACAAAACACGUGAUGCACACAGGUGACGCGCAGAACACAUAUUUUGAAAUUACGAACCACACACAUGACGGCUACAUACAUGUUGUGACGAACUUCGCAUCGAGCGCCCUCGAAAAAAGAAGUCACCGGCUGCCACUGAGUAAUUCCCAAUUUGAUGGUCGUGAAUUUAGGGACCAUCUCUAAAGUUGCACUUAAAUAUAAACAAUUCUGCUUUAAACAAAAUUUAAAUGAAAUUACUUUGACCUUGUUCACACGGUCAAUCCAAAUCCGAUUUUGAUGCAUAUCCGUUUAAAAUCCGUUUUUUCUAAUCCAUUUUUUCUAAUUUGUUUGGCGAAGACCCCAACUCAUGUGCAUCAGCAGUUUACUUCAAAAUACACAAAAUAUUAUGGAGAGGAAAUUACGUCAUGGGAUUUGAAUUGUCAAGAUAAAAAUAAAACAACAUUUGUUAUCUCAAAAUCAUGAGAAAGUAGGUUGUGGCUUAAGUCAAGACAUUCGCCCUUGGGUUUGGACCGCAGCAAAUGAACCCAGUGUAAAAAUAUACUAAAUGAUUGUAUGGAAAUGGUUGCAAUAGGUUGAUGGUUCGAGCUAAAAACAUUAUUUUGUUCUGUAAUAAUGUUUUCUUUGGGCUUUUGUACCCUUUAAUAAUCUGCAAUUAUGGAGCCAAGAUUAUCCCUCUUCUGACAACACCUAUAUUUGGUUUUAUUGUAAAGUAUACCGUGCUUGCUGUUUACUUCAUCUGUGUUAUAUUGUGUUUUGUAAAUAUUGUUUGUUUUAUGGUGCAAUGUGCAGCUUACUUUUGCUUUGUAUUUUUUAUAAGACUUAGUAAUGUUGGAAUGAAAUGGAAAACAGAGACAUUUAAAUGCAAAUUUUACAUUUUGUAUUUAAAUAUUAAAUGUCUGUUAAGUUGUUCAUAUUAAAAAAUAAAUAAAAAUGCUUUGGCACCUGCUCAUAA